Molecule: messenger RNA, 2279 nt
Organism: Argiope bruennichi
Lineage: Eukaryota; Metazoa; Arthropoda; Arachnida; Araneae; Araneidae
Product: mitochondrial sodium/calcium exchanger protein-like
Exons: 17
Coding region: 154-2073 (639 amino acids)
Biological process (GO): transmembrane transport; monoatomic cation transport; intracellular calcium ion homeostasis
Cellular component (GO): membrane
Molecular function (GO): calcium:sodium antiporter activity
Source: RefSeq, a predicted model, not a curated record
UUAAGAGUUCUCAGUUCUCUUCAGUUUGUACGAUAUCAGGCAGACGAUUCCCAAUUCCAAGAUCAGGAAAAAAAACUUUGCCUUUGUCGAAUGUUUCGAUAUUCAAGUGAAAUAGAUAUAACCAGACAGAAUUCUGUUUCGAACAGAUGAAGCAUGACGUUAGAUUAUGCUUUUAAGUACAAAGAUGUGAACAAUUCGUUUCCCUUCGAUUUAGACGCUGAGUGCACAGAAAUCCAUGAUUUGAAUGCGAGUAUGCAAUGUCUCUUCGCAACCACUGUAGAAGACUGCGUAGAGAUCAUAGAAUACCUUGAUUAUAACUACUAUAUAUUUUGUACCCUUACUGUAAACAGAAUCACUUUAGCGACUACUUCACUCAUAAUAUGGCUAGCAAUGCUGUUUAUUGCCUUGGGUGUCACAUCAAAUUAUUUUUUAUGUCCUGCUUUAUUUACCAUUUCGAACCAUUUGGGUUUAUCUCAGAAUGUGGCCGGUGUGACAUUGCUCGCCUUUGGUAAUGGUUCACCAGAUAUCUUUUCUUCUGCAGCUGGUCUACAGAAGGCUUCAGCGGAAUUGGCCAUCGCCAGUCUUGUUGGUGCAGGUAUGUUUGUAACUUCCGUUGUGGCCGGUUCCGUGUUCUUCACUCAGAAUUUCACCCUCAUGAUUCGUCCUUUUUUACGAGACAUCGGAUUUUACAUCAUAGCCAUCAGCUGGACAUUUGCUCUCUUCUCCACUGGGACAUCAUAUCUUUAUCAUGGCAUUGGAUUCGUUGCCCUCUAUUUUAUGUACAUCAUCGUCGUCUUGGGAAGUCGUUUCAUUUACUUAAACAGACAGAAACAAAAAGAGAAAGUAAAGGACCAGGAAAAGGAUAAUGAAAAAAAGGAACCAGAAGAUAAAAAGAAAGAGAACAAAGAAGAAAAUCCUGAAAAACCUUCUGCAAAUUCUGAUGGCAUAGUGGAUAAAAUAAUGUAUGACAAUGACCCAGAAGCUACUGCAGUUGUUCUUAAAGCUUUUUAUUUCGGUGGUUUCGAAUGGGUUGAUGGUGGACGGAGACUUUCCAAAGCGCACAUUCGACUAGACGAGAGACGGAGAUCUAGACAAAACAGCAUUUUUUCUAUUGAUGGCAAUCUUGCAAGUAAUGUCAAUGAGAAAAAUGGUAGUUGCCAGUCCAUUCAAACCAAAGGUAUGUCAUCUACAGAAAAAUUGACUCCUGCUCUUCUCGAUGACAGAGGAGAAUUCUAUGAAUUUUUGGUGAAAGUAUGCCCUGUAAACACUGAGAAAUGGCAAACUUUAAAAUGGUAUAAAAGGCUAAUUGUUAUCUGUAAAAGUCCUGCAAUCCUCAUUAUGCGGUUAACUGUGCCUGUACUUGACACGAGCGCAGAGGAUCUCAACUGGAAUCGUUUCUUAAUAUGUACGCAAUGCAUUACAGGCCCAGUUUUCAUCAGUCUCGUCAGUGAAUAUGCAUUUUAUAUGAUUGGAGACGUGUUUCCUGUGUUCAUUUUGCUGCUGGCUGCGAGUGUGUGUUGCUCUGCAAUGGUCUAUUUCACAUCUGAGCGUGACACUCCACCUACUUACCACUGGCUUUUUGCCUACCUGGGGUUUGCAGUAGCUGUCACGUGGAUUUAUUGUCUGGCGAAUGAAAUAGUGGCACUUUUGCAGGUUUUUGGAGUUAUUUUUAAUCUUAGUGAUGCUAUUCUGGGCCUGACUAUACUCGCUUGGGGAAAUUCUCUAUCAGACUUUUUAUCAAACAUAGCUGUAGCAAGAAAAGAAUUCCCUAGAAUGGCAAUAUCAGCAUGUUUCGGAGGUCCACUUUUAGCCCUGUUAUUAGGACUAGGAAUACCAUGCAUCAUAGAAAUCAUAAAGGGACAUGCUCCAGCUCCCUUUCCUCUCAUGUUUUCCAGUCAAUUCAUCUUCUUGUUUUGUGCUAUUACGAUUGGACUCUUGACAACAGCUUUUCUAAUGAUUGCUUGGAAAUUUCACACAAGACGAGCGUAUGGAAUAUUCCUGAUCAUUCUCUAUGUGGCAUUUGUGACGCUCUCUAUACUUGCAGAAUUAAAAAUUUUAGAUCUGCCAGUGUGAAUCUACACCUGAACAUGGAGAAUUUACACCUGAAAUAAUAUGUUAAAACUUCGCCAGGAAAGACAACAAAGAGCUGUCCCUUUAUAUGACUGAACUUAUUGGCCAAGAACACAAUUUGGAAAGUCGGACACUGCAUUACGAAAGGACGUUUUAUAUAUAUAUAUUUGUCACAAACUGAAUUCGUUUUAGUUAUCUUUAGUGAUGAA